AUGGCUUCGAAAGGCCAGGACGAGAGUUGGAUCGAGGAGGUAAUUUGUCCCAUCUGCCUGGAUUUCUUCACCGAUCCGGUGUCCCCGGAGUGCGGACACAACUUCUGCCGCUCCUGCAUCACACGGUGCUGGGAAAGGGAAGCGAGAAACUCCUGCCCGGAAUGUAGAGAGGAGUUUCAGGAUAUAAUCCUCAGAGUGAAUCGGGCCUUAGUGAGACUGGCAGAGAAAGCUCGAAAUUUAAACCUGAACCCAAAAGAGAAGGAAAGUAAACUUCACUGCGAGGAACAUCAGGAAGAACUGAAGCUGUUUUGUGAAACUGACAAGAAACUGAUCUGUGUGAUUUGCAGAGAUGCGCGGGAACACAGAGAGCACCGCUUCCUGCCCAUUAAAGAAGCUUUGAAAACAUACAAGGAUCAGGCGAAAUAUUCCCUGAAAACACUUACACAAAAGAUACUCAAAAUUCUAGAAGUGGAGAAGCAACAAAAAGUGAAGAUAUCUGAGGUUAAGGGUCAGUCACGCUGUCUCCAGUCCCACAUCUCAUCUGUCUUUGCUGAGAUGCACAGGAGACUAUCUGAGAAAGAACAACUUUUGAUCAGAGAUCUCAGGAAACAAGAGGAAAAGAUUGUAGAUAAAAUGGAGAGAAAUCUUCGAGAAAUUCAGGAAAAUUUGAAUUCCAUUCAGGAGGAACUCUCGUUGUUGCAGGAACAGAUGGAGCAAAAAGAUGGAUUUGUAUUUCUGAAGGGGGAAUCCUAUCAGAAGAGAAGGAUCAGAGAUGGCCUGACAGAGACAGCCACAAGUGGGGCCCUGGCUGUGGAAAAAUCCAUUGAUCCUCCAUCUUUCACAGCUUUGUGGGAAAUACUUGAUGACAUUCAGCCUGUCUCUGUGACCCUGGAUGUGGAAACGGCGUGUCCGGACCUCGAGGUGUCUGAGGAUCGGAAGAGUGUAAGAUGGACCCGGACCCGGAGGGAUCUCCCCGACAGCGGGAGGAGGUUCAAAGUCGGAGAGUCUGUGCUGGGAUCGGAGGGAUUCACAUCGGGGAGACAUUACUGGGAGGUGGAGGUGGCGGGGAACCGGGGCUGGAGUCUGGGAGUCGCUGCAGCGUCUGUGACGAGGGAGGGAAGUGUUCACCUCUCACCGGAGAUUGGAGUGUGGACCAUCGGGCGGUGUGGCGAUGAGUUUUAUAUGAACACCUCCCCCGAAUCCCAUCUCCCUGCCGGUCACAUCCCCGGGAGGGUGGGAGUUUAUCUCAGUUACGAGUCCGGGACAGUUUCAUUUUACAGCGCGGACACCAAGUCCCAUCUCCACACCUUCACUGGGAAUAAAUUCACGGAGAAACUUUAUCCUUUCUUUUGGACGGGGGAUGGAAACUGGCUGAGAAUCUGCUCCGGUUCCGCUCCGGAUCUGUAAACGGGUCGAGUCCCGAGGCCCGCCUCAGGAGCGGGGCUCAAGGUCUGUGGGGCAGAAACCCCGUUGACAACACGUUGGCGCUGAACGGGUCCCAUUUUAUCCCCAAAUUCCGCAUUGUAAAACCCCAAUGAUCCUGGAAAUAAAAUUAGGAGAAUGUAUACGUGGGAAGUGAAAUAAACAAUGA
Messenger RNA from Pristis pectinata (smalltooth sawfish), 1591 nucleotides. RefSeq names its product nuclear factor 7, ovary-like. The transcript is spliced from 6 exons. Gene Ontology annotation, molecular function: zinc ion binding; protein binding. Bases 1 to 1407 code for a protein of 468 amino acids. NCBI's taxonomy places the organism in Eukaryota, Metazoa, Chordata, Chondrichthyes, Rhinopristiformes, Pristidae. The record is from RefSeq and is a predicted model, not a curated record.